AUCUGCCUGCCUCAGCUUUUCCGGUGCUGAGAUUAAAGUCUGGCUACUUCUGGCUGCACACAUUCGUCCUCCCUACCUUCUAGUUAUCAUAGAACCCACCACCUUCCACUUCCUGAGUAGACCCCAGGCCUGGUGUAGCCUCCAGCUCAGACUAGCCCCCAUGGAUCCCCUCCAGAAAUGGGACUCAGCAUUGAUUUCUGGGUCUUCUCAAGUGACCAUUGUGGAGACCUCCCAGGAAGGCUCUGCAUCCUCUCACCUCAUCUCCUUAGAACAGCUGAGGUUGGACCUCAGUGGCCUGAGCACCAACCCUGGCUCCAGCGCCCCUACACCUCUGGCAGAGGGGCUGCUCCAGAGGCAGUGCAUGGAGCAGAAUAACUUCCUGGAGCAGCACUGUGGACUCCUGGGUUUCCCUCAGAAGAAGAAAGCAUUCCUGGGACACUUGAGACGCAGGCGCCGAGAUCACAGGGCACCUUACCCAGUGGAAAAGGACAGCAGCAUCUUCCGCUCAGGCAACAGAGCUCAGAGUUGGUUCCGAUGUGAAUGUCGGUAUUGCCAGGCCCGUGGGCAAAAUAUUAUUGGAGAAAGGGAUGGGGCCUCCAAUCCUUCCUCCUGGGAUACACUAGUGCAGGGACUUGGUGGCCUUACACUCAGCCUGGGAGCUGAGAGAAGCAGCCUCCUGCCAGAGGAGGCGCAGCAGCAGCAGCCUCAGCAGCCUCAGCAGCCUCAGCAGCCUCAGCAGCAGCAGCAGCAGCAGCAGCAGCAGCAGCAGCCUCAGCAGCAGCAGCAGCCUCUGCAGCAGAGGCUAUGGCAGCCAGAAGAGAAGUGCCAGCGGGAAAGCAAGAAGAGGUUCCAGAAGCUGUUCAAGCAGUGGUUGGAAGAAAACUGAGGUGCUCAUCUUCAGGAGACACAGAGACCCCAAUGAUCCACACAGUGCUUCGUUGUCAGCUUCUGCGUGUAGGCUCCUUUGUGGGACAAAAUACUCAGCUGUCCAUUGCGGGACUCCCCAGGCCUGCGCGGUUUCACCAACAUCUUCCAGGCAUGAGAUGUGACCCAUUCCCAGGAGGACCUCCGCUUUGCUGCCUGUUAUUUGUGGAGUACUGUGAAGCGUUCUAGUGUAAAGGAGACUACACACCCCUGGUCCUCAGCUUAUCUCCGAUGCUCCCGUGAUGCAUGUUGACACUUUUCCUGCCUGGAUCUCUGUCUUUCUACCUACUUCCUUAUUAGUACAGUGAGAGUGUCUGUGGCCUUGUGGAUGUCCACGUGCUUUUGUGCCCUUUGAUCCAGGUUCAAGAAUCUGCAACUGUAGAGUGUGAGGAGAAAGAUGGAGUCAGACCAUGGUGGUUCAUCCUUUUACCUUCUGUAUAAACAAGAUAUUCAGCUAUGCUAGGCUAACUGGAAGUUCACGUGCAGCUGCUCCUUAACAGUAGAGUAAUAUCCUCCCACACGGGAAUUUCUGAUGGAGUGCCUCAUUGUCAAUGCCAAAUAAUAAACAUACUUAUGAAAGAAGAGUGACCUUAGAAUGCAGGGUGGUGGUAUUUUGUUUCUUGUCAGAGCUGGAAAAUCCCCGACUGGUAGGCUAGACUCUAACAGGAGGAGCUCAGCCCCAUGGAGAUUUGGGAAGCAGGGUGGAGUGGGAUUGGAUGGGGUGGAGUGGGAGGGCAUGGUGGUUUAAAAGAGAAUGUCCCCCAUUGGUUCAUGUAUUCAAACUCUUGGUCCCCAGUUGGAAAUGUUUGGAAGGAUUAGGGGAUGUGGCCUUGUUGGAGGAGGUGUGUCACAGGGAGUGAGUCUUAAGGUUUCAAUAGUGCAGUCCAUUCCCAGUUAUCUCCUCUCUGCCUGCUUCCUGUGGAUCCCAGGUAAGCUCUCAGCAACAGACUCAUCGCCAUGCUCCCUGCCUGCUGCCAUGCUCCCUGCCAUGUUGGGCAGGGACUCUAACCCUCUGCAAAUGUGAGCCUCAAAUUAAAUGUUUCAUUU
Messenger RNA from Peromyscus leucopus (white-footed mouse), 1971 nucleotides. RefSeq names its product protein FAM156A/FAM156B-like. The record is from RefSeq and is a predicted model, not a curated record. Lineage: Eukaryota; Metazoa; Chordata; Mammalia; Rodentia; Cricetidae. The coding region runs from base 161 to 886 and encodes 241 amino acids. The transcript is spliced from 2 exons.